AUGUGGUCAUUGCUUGUGCUUUGCAGUUUGACCCGAGCGUACGGCCAGUGCCAGGAGGCCUCCCAAUGCGGCCUGGACAAUCAGGCCUUCCUUCAGCUCCGCGAAAGCCCGGGCUCGGCCUCGACGGAGAAAGACAUCCGAAUCCCGGCCAUUUGCCCAUCGCGGUUGUGUCCAGAUGAGAAGGUGGAGGACCACACCUCUGCCAACCUGACGGUCCUCUUCGCGUUCCACUGCCCGGAAGAAGGGCUCAAGAAGUUACAUCAGGACCUGAUGGAAAUCUCGGAUCCCCAGCACGAGCGCUACGGCAAGUGGCUUAGCAAGCAGGAGGCAGACAGCCUGUGCGACCCGGACAAGACCGUCGUGGAGUCAUGGCUCCGCGACCACAACUUGACACCGGAGGAGUCGUGGCCCCGACACCUUCGGGUCAAACUCUCGCCAGCCCAGGCCGAGAAGCUCUUCAAGACGAGCAUCCACCGUUACAAGCGGGGCGACCGGACAGUGGUGCAGGCCGAAGACUACUUCCUCCCCCACAAGGUGAACGAAGUCAUCUCCGCCAUCUAUGGCUUGAGCGACUUGCCACUGCGCGAGGCAUCUUCGCCUCCUCCAGCUCCACCAGCUCCUCCGGCUCGUCCAGCUCAAGCUUCGGAGUCCCCGGAUAUCGUGCAGCAGCUACAGGAGCUUUUCGCCGUCUUUCCGAUUCCGGAACGCAUUCAAAAUGCAACUGCUGGCUGUUUGAAGUUCAUUUCGGGGCUGCUUACUACUCUCAAGGGAGAUGUCAAGAAUGGGGUAGCCGUCCAGCAGCAGUGGGUCGACGGCAGAGUUCUCGGUGGCAUACCAAACCAGCCAACGUUCGACCAGGCUUUCCUAGCCGGCCCCGAUGUCGUCAAGCAGAUGUAUCAGGUACCCAAAAGCACCGCACCGGUGCAUGGAACCGAAGCCAACCAGUCAGUUUUGGUUAUCAGCAAGGAUACUGGUAUCGGCACCAACAUGUACUCGACUCUGCUGGCCCAGUGGUACCAAGAUUUCUAUGGCCAGCAAGCCACAAAUGUCCAGGUCCUUGGGAAAAGUUUUGAUGAUAUGGAGUCGCCGGACAUGGAUGUCACGGAGGCGAACGUCGACAUUCAGUUGAUGGUCGGAGUUGGGCCAAACAUCCCGACCUACGCGUACGGAGUCCUAGACUCAGGCGGCGCACUUGCAUUUAAAGAGUACUUCUCUAAGCUUGCCCACAUGGAAAACUCACCACUGGUGAUCUCAGUGAGUCAUGCAUUACAACCAAUUCCAUUUGAUGAAAAAAAUAAAGGGUACCAGCAAAUCUUGAACAUGGAGACGGACCUGGCGCUUGUUGCAGCGAGAGGUCGCACGGUGGUUGUAGCCUCAGGUGACGACGGCGCAGGGUAUGGUUAUUUGCCUGCGGAAGGGCCGGACAGUUUCUAUGCAAACAGCAACAUCACAGGCGAGUACUUUUUCACAGUUCCUGCUGAUUCCGUAGAAGAUUGCAAAGUUGUCUGUGGCUUAACCCACCGAAACACGCCCCGUUACAAUGUCUGUGGAGCUUGGUUGUUCGAGGAAGCAGCUGGGACUUGCACCAUGUUCAACAUGGGCAUGCCCUAUGAGAAGACAAAGGGUAGCGGAUUUGUUGGAGGCCCAGAGAUUGUCGCUGGACCGAUGGGACCAACCUGGCCACCUAUGAGUCCAUGGGUGACUUCCGUGGGCUCUACGGCACCGUGGCGUAAUGGCGAGUUUCUGAACCAAUGGAUGCCAGAAAGGGCAACCAACCACUUUGGCAGUGGAGGGGGCUUCAUGUGUCCGUACCCCACGGAGAAAGGGUUAGAAAUAUUCAAAAAAGCCACAAUGGACCAGCGGGCAGCGGUGGAGAACUACCAGAAAGGUUCCAAUCAUGUCAAGCCAUCCCCCAGCGACAAAUGCCAGAAAGGAAGGGGUUUUCCGGAUGUGGCCUCAUUGGGCACGAACCUUGCUGCGGCUACCCGAAAAGCUGGCAAGUUCCGCUGCUGUAACCCCGUAUCGGGCACGUCAGCCUCAGCUCCCAUCUUUGCUGCGAUCAUCUCGCACCUCAACGUGGAGCGCUUGGCCCGAGGGAUGCCGCCCAUGGGCUUCAUCAACCAAUGGUUGUACCAGAACUCCGAUGUAUUCAAUGACGUGACAGAGGGUGCGAACAACAUCGGUAGAGUCUUCACCUAUGGUGCGCAGGAGAAGUAUGGCUACAGCGCGGCCCAGGGCUGGGACCCCGUGACCGGCCUGGGCACGCCAAACUACCCGAAGAUGCUACAACGCAGCUCGGCUUGCAGCAAGCUUGUGCGUUGA
Molecule: messenger RNA, 2322 nt
Organism: Symbiodinium sp. CCMP2592
Lineage: Eukaryota; Dinophyceae; Suessiales; Symbiodiniaceae
Source: the annotation of a GenBank genome assembly